Stomoxys calcitrans (stable fly) is the source of this 438-nucleotide messenger RNA. RefSeq lists its product as uncharacterized. Gene Ontology annotation, molecular function: chitin binding. The transcript is spliced from 2 exons. The record is from RefSeq and is a predicted model, not a curated record. Lineage: Eukaryota; Metazoa; Arthropoda; Insecta; Diptera; Muscidae. Bases 93 to 374 code for a protein of 93 amino acids.
UGCAAUUAGUAUCAAGUUAUGAUAAUAUCUUCAAGCAAGUGAAAACUUCAUCAUAAUAUCUUCAAGCAAGUGAAAACUUUAAGGAAAGAAAAAUGAAAAACGUUUUAAACUUUUUGGUCUGUUUGGCUUGCUUUUUGGCCUUUGUAUCGGCCUGUGACCCUGACAGUGACAACAAGCCUGUCUGCAAUGAUAUGACUUUAAAUGUGCCCACUCGUAACUUCUGGGAUCCCACAGCCUAUUGGUUGUGUAAUUAUGUCGGUGUUGAACCUGAAUUGGAGCGUUGUCCCGAUUCCCAUUUGUUUGAUUCGGCCAAGGGAGAAUGUGUCUUGUGGAAUAAAUGGGUGUGGACCAAUCCCUGCCCAGCCACCAUCUAGGAAGAAUGGGUUAAAAUGUUUGAAUGAAUAUACGAAGCAUAUGUCUUUUUUGUCCCAAGGAUAA